AUGGUCUCAAAUGUUAAAAUCGCAUCACUGUUAUUAAUGAUUGUACUUAUUGAUCUGGGCCAAGCAGCAUUUAGUAGAGUACCACCACCACCAAGACGUCCAGAUCAUCUUCUUUCAAGAGAGGAUUUGAAACGUUAUUUACAAAAAGUUCAUGAAUAUCAUUCAAUUCUUGGUCGAUGGCGUCUUCGACGUGAAUUUGAUAACAAUUUAUCUUCACAUACUUUCAAUGAUGAUAUAAUUAAAAAUAUUGACAACAAUCAUGAUGAUGUUAAAACAACUAUAAAUUUGCUCAAGAAUUAA
Messenger RNA from Rotaria sp. Silwood1, 300 nucleotides. Lineage: Eukaryota; Metazoa; Rotifera; Eurotatoria; Philodinida; Philodinidae. The record is from the annotation of a GenBank genome assembly.